AGGACUGUUUGGAUCUGAUAGAAAGGAGACGGACUUGCACGUGUCUCUGAUCAGGAUGCUGGUAAAUGCAACUCUGGGCACUUGUGUCCUCUUGCAAUGCAUCCUGCCCCAUCACCCUACCCUGCCAAACACAAGGGUGUACUGGCAAACAAAGCCAAGUGAUGGGAAGGCUGUCCAUCUCUACUUUGAUGGAAAGGAAGACCUGGACCACCAGGAUCCCCUGUAUCGGAACCGCACCGCUCUGGACCUCAGCCAGCUGGCCGCAGGGAACUUCAGCCUGCGGCUUUGCCACCUGACCGAACAGGAUAACAACACCUCGUUCUACUGCCUCCAUGCUACAACAGCGAACAGGAGCCCAACAAAGAUCAGCCAGGUAACCUUGCAGCUGCAGGAACCCAAAGAUUCAGAACCUCCAUGGCCAUGGUGGACUUGGGUGAUCUUGGUCUUGGCAAUCUUCUUAUUUGUGCUUCUUGCACUUGGCAUUUUUUAUCUUGUGCGAAGAUGGAGAAGGAGCGGAACAGGUCACAUAGGUCACAUAGACAACGACCCUGGAGCGGCCAAUGGAAUCCCCACUGGAGUAGCCAAUGAACUGGCCAAUGGACCAGUCAAGAGAAGAGGCGAUGACUCCAGUGCAGCGCUGGUAGACAACAAGGAAGCUGUUGACCUGGAGAUGGUAGCAGGUGAUCCACUGCUGGAGGACAGGAGCCAGGAUGGAUGA
This is a messenger RNA of Engraulis encrasicolus (European anchovy), 718 nucleotides long. RefSeq names its product ICOS ligand-like. Gene Ontology annotation, cellular component: external side of plasma membrane. The transcript has 5 exons. Gene Ontology annotation, molecular function: signaling receptor binding. NCBI's taxonomy places the organism in Eukaryota, Metazoa, Chordata, Actinopteri, Clupeiformes, Engraulidae. Gene Ontology annotation, biological process: regulation of cytokine production; T cell receptor signaling pathway. The record is from RefSeq and is a predicted model, not a curated record. The coding region runs from base 56 to 718 and encodes 220 amino acids.